Owenia fusiformis is the source of this 599-nucleotide messenger RNA. NCBI's taxonomy places the organism in Eukaryota, Metazoa, Annelida, Polychaeta, Sabellida, Oweniidae. The record is from the annotation of a GenBank genome assembly.
GCAACAAUCCACCUUGCCAUAAUCCCUUUUCCAACAUGACGGAUACGGAUAUAGAAAGUGCUCAAAAUGUAUUCAAUGGAGAUAUCAAUAGUGAUGGGUCGAACGUCACACCUGAUGCUGAACAAACUCCACUACAAGAUCUAAAAGAGAGGCAAUCUGUAAAAAUCAAACCUUGGGACUUAAUCAAGGAUUGGCGCAUAAUAGUUAUUAUAGUAGUUGCCCUGGGAAUCAUAGCUGCAAUUGGUGUAGCUGUUGUUGUUUCAAUAACACAUAAAGACGGUACCCAUCGACCUGUUAUCAACCCUCAGCCAACGUUUGCGUCAAGUACAGCUAGAAACGAAGCUUCUCGGGAAGAUCAAAGAAUAAAAUGUGAGGAAGCAAGAGCGUCAACUCCCGACAGUUUGCCAGAAAAAUGCAAAUGGUUAUUGAGAAACGAUUAUGGGAAUUCAGAGAAUGACAAUCCAACAAAACAAUUUCUAUGUAAAGAUAACCCACACGUGUUGCCAAAACUAUGCAAGGACUGGCUAUAAAGCUAUAAAACUUAUAAAGCACUGGCUAAACUAGUGAACUACCAUUGUAGGAUGAAUGUAUUGCUUUUU